GGCACAAGCGCACACCAAAAAUGUUGAUCAGAAAGCUCUGGAAGCUCCUUACUGAAACAUUAAAAGCGGACUCCACUGCUGUUUGGGGCCUGCCUUCGGUAUUAAGCCUUAAUUUGUUUUGGCAGAAGAAAACUUGGACUCAAAGUCAAUCCAACUUCCUCAUUACAGUUCACAGGAAUUUACUGUCUCCAAGGCAGCCUGGUGUCAUCUCAGCCAAUCCGGGAGCUGGAGCCAGUUAAUGACACGUCCAAGCGAGCAGAGGAAAGUGAAACUGAACUUCUGACUAGAGAAUCAUGGAUGCAAGCGCUCUCUUAGGAAACCUGAGCAAGGAAGCUUCCUGCUCCAUCUGCCUGGAGUAUUUCAAAGAGCCGGUGUCUGUACAUUGUGGGCACAACUUCUGCCAGGCCUGCAUCACUCAGUGCUGGUGGGGGCAGGAGACUGGCGUGUCCUGCCCCCAGUGUGGGGAAAGCAGUCACCAGAAGAGCUUCAGAGAGAACCAGCACCUGGCGAGAAUCGUAGAAAUCGUCAAAUGCUUGAAUCUGGAAGCUGCCAAAGCUCUGGAAGAGGGGAAAGUGUGUGAGAAGCACUUGGAACACCUCAAGGUCUUCUGCAAAGACGACAAGAUACCCAUUUGCUUGGUGUGCACUAUUUCCGACGAGCAUCAACAUCACGCUGUCGUUCCGAUAGAAGAAGCUGUUCAGGAUUACAAGGAAUACUUUCAGAUGCAACUGAAGAUCUGGAAGCAAAAGACCGAGGAACUCCAGGCCCUGAAAUUAGCUGAAGCGAGAAGACGCUUGAGACGUCUGGAAAGGUUAGACUCCGAAGGGAAGAAGAUUGUGUCUGAAUUUGAGCAGCUCUAUCAGUUUCUAGAGGAUCAAGAAGAAUUCCUGCUGGCCAGGCUAGAACAGCUGCAGAAGGAAGUGAUAAUGGAGGAGAAGACCACCACAUCAGAGAUCUCCAACCUUCGUGACCUCGUCUGCGAUGUGGAAGAGAGAUGUAAGCAGCCUGUGAGUGAAUUCCUCCAGGGUCUCAAAAACACCUUGAGCAGAUGCGAGGAUCAGAAGACCCAGAAACCAGUGGGUUGCUCUCAUCUGGAGAAGAGGCUGGAUGCAUUUUCCGAAAAAAGGAUGCAUCUGGAAGAGAUCUUAAAUAAAUUCAAAGCUGCUGUGUCAGUUGAACUGGAGAGCAUAUCUUUGUCGAAAGAGGAACUAGGAGUCCGGAAAGGCAGGACAAGAUUAUUUGAGUUGCCUUAUGCCGAAGUGAAAAAAAGAGGCACAAGAGUGAACGUGACGCUGGAUGGAGACACCGCAAACCCCUUCCUCGUCCUCUCUGCGGAUCAGAAGAGUGUGAGACUUGGAGAUGCAUGGCAGGAUGUAGCUGACAACCCCGAGAGAUUUGAUCCUUACCCCUGUGUGCUGGGCUGCGAGGGACUCACGUCGGGGAGGCAUUAUUGGGAAGUCGAAGUGGCCAGUGGGAAGCACUGGGCCGUGGGCUUUGCAAAAGAAUCUGUUAAAAGGAAAGGGCAGAUCACCCCUAGCCCUGAGGAGCAGAUAUGGGCUCUACAACAAAGUGGGGAUCUCCUUGAAGCUCUAACCUAUCCUCCGACUAUCUUGCCAUCGGGCAACUGCCCCAGGAGAGUCUGGGUAUUUCUGGACUAUGAAGAGGAACGAGUGGCGUUUUUUGAUGCCGAUACAUCAGUGUUAAUCUACGUUUUCUCACCAGCGAUGUUUAGUCAGGAGAGAAUCUUCCCUUGGCUCUGGGUCUGGCCUGGAACCGAGCUGAGGAUUUAGCAGCAAGUUUUGAUGUUGGUGUAUCGGGCUAACUGCAACGAGGCUGAGUAACACACAUGCAAAAAAUCACUUGUCUAGGUUUGGGUAGCUGUCUUCUCUACGGCACAGGAAGAGUGGCUUUACAGGCCAUGUCCCACUUGCAAGGCAAGGAUCCUGUUGUGAAACAAAUCCCAAAUUUCCUUCAGCAAAAACCCACAUUUUGUGCCAAUAAAAAACAAAACACUAGCAAAUUGUAUUGUGCUUAUUAGUUCUAAAUUACAGAAACUUUGUGCUGAUUUCAGCUCUUUUAAACCCAGCCAAUGUUAAAAGAAUAC
Messenger RNA from Podarcis raffonei (Aeolian wall lizard), 2104 nucleotides. Its product is annotated as E3 ubiquitin-protein ligase TRIM39-like. Gene Ontology annotation, molecular function: protein binding; zinc ion binding. The transcript is spliced from 7 exons. The record is from RefSeq and is a predicted model, not a curated record. Bases 294 to 1790 code for a protein of 498 amino acids. Lineage: Eukaryota; Metazoa; Chordata; Lepidosauria; Squamata; Lacertidae.